Daktulosphaira vitifoliae (grape phylloxera) is the source of this 1274-nucleotide messenger RNA. Its product is annotated as metallo-beta-lactamase domain-containing protein 1. The coding region runs from base 206 to 802 and encodes 198 amino acids. NCBI's taxonomy places the organism in Eukaryota, Metazoa, Arthropoda, Insecta, Hemiptera, Phylloxeridae. The record is from RefSeq and is a predicted model, not a curated record. The transcript has 2 exons.
UACUUGUACCAACUAUGCCAUGCACCAUUGUGUUGCGACCCCACUGUGCUACCGUUUUUUAUCAUUUUCAAUAGCAAUUAUUUCAUAAUAUUACAUGUGUAUCUAGAGUGUUAGAUAUGAUUCGCGUUUAAAUAAAUUAAAUUAAAUUAACUACAUCUUGAAUUGCUAUAUCAAUUUUUACUUUAAGAGUUUAUUUUAAUUCAAAAUGUAUGAAGUUCACAUUCUUUUUGUUGGUUAUUGUAAAACUACAAUUGAUGGUAAUUUAGCCAAUUGCACCUGCACUCUUAUAAAAGGCCCUAAAAAUAUCAUUGUUGAUACAAUGACUCCAUGGGAUACAAAUAAUUUAUUAAAAGCUUUAGCUCAAUAUGGUCUAAGUUGUGAAGAUAUAAAUUAUGUGGUUAGUACACAUGGUCAUUCAGAUCAUGUUGGUAACAACAACUUAUUUUUAAAAGCACAACAUAUUGUUGGUCGAUGUGUAAGUUAUGAACAAUUAUAUUAUAGUGAUAGUAAAUUUUUUAAUACUGAAGGUAUUUAUAAUAUUGAUAAUAAAAUAAAAAUAGUAACUACUCCAGGACAUACUGCCACAGAUGUUUCUGUUAUUGUACAUACUAUAGAUGGUACAAUUGGUAUAGUUGGUGAUUUAUUUGAAAAAGAAGAAGAUAUUGAAGAUGAAUCAAUAUGGCUCAAUGCAGGAAGUGAAAAUCCAGAAUUACAAAAAAAAAAUAGAGAGUUAAUACUGAAACAAGUUGAUUGGAUUAUACCAGGUCAUGGGCCUAUGUUUUCUACAAAAAACUAUAAAUAGUUUUUAAAUGCAAAAAAUAUUUGGCCAUAGUAAGUUUUUAUAAAAUUAUUCAAUUUGAAUAAAAUAUCUACAAAGAAAAAUAUUAAUUAUUAAAAUUAACAUCUAUCAUAGUAAUAACUUAAAAAUAUGUAAAACUAAUAAGAAACAUUUAACAUAAAACAUUAUAAUACAAAUGACUUCUAAUUGUAGAAUUAAAAUUUUAAAGUCUUCUUAUGUCGGAGAUCUUAUCAGUAGAAGUAAUAAGUAUUACGAAGAGUGAUAUAGUUGAUUAUUAUACCAAUUUUAUAUGCAUAACUUAAUUAAUAUACAUUUCUAAUAAAAAAAUGUAUUAUUUUAAUAAAAAUAAAGUGACAUGAAUUAAGUUGUUUUCUUUUUUUUUUAAUUAAUUCAUUUCUUGUAAAAUAUUAACAGUUAAUUUCCAUUUAUUUUAAUUAUAUUCUGUAAUCUUUAGCUAACACUGAACUUUAUUCAA